GCCGCGGCAGCACAGUGGCUGCAAGGCUGGGGCGCUGGCGCCGCGCCAGCCCCAUCAGAAUUAGCUCAUUGUUCACUCGCACACUAGCAGCGGAGAGAGGGAGAGAAAGAGAGCGAGACUCUUAGAGAGAGACACACACUCUUGAAGACAGAGCACGAGGUGUAGAGAGGAGAGAGUGCACAGGGAGCGGGGCUUUUGUCUGUUCGUCUCCCUGGACUGAAGACAGGGAGGGUGCAAGUCCAAGGCUGCUAUGAUCCUCAAAAUGGUUUAUUACCCAGAGCUUGCUGUCUGGGUCAGCCGAGAACCAUUUCCAAAUGAGGAAAUGGAGGGAAGGCUUCCUAAGGGAAGACUUCCCGUCCCAAAGGAAGUGAACCGCAAGAAGAACGAUGAGACCGAGGCUGCCUCCCCGACUCCACGUGGCAGCAAUGAACUCCACUCCCCAAGCAUCAGUUACCUCCACUCUUUUUAAUCAUAACACCUCCAUUUGUAUUACGUAUGGUGUAUGGGUAUUGAUGAGGUUAUGGUAUCAUAUAUGGGAUUUUUUUCUGUGUAAAUCAUCAAAUAUAAGAAGAAACUAUGGGACUCUGAGCCUUGCUUUAGAGAAUUUACAGUGGACAGAUAGGUAUCAUCAAACCAGUUUUUAAUCAUUCUGACUCAAGUGAAAACGCUCAGAAUUUCACACUGUGAAUCCACGUUUACAACCCUUACAGGUGGGCCUUCAGGCCUGGUUCGCUACGAUGACGUCUUCCACAACUCAAACUCCCACUGCUCUCACACAACCGGUCCACUCCUGCCUGGUCACUCAUACAGCUCCCGACUGCUUCUUGCAGAGGCUGAGAGUCCCCAUUUUUUUUUUUCAUUUAGAUGUAACAAACCUAGUAGUUUAUGUUCAUCAAUUGUCUGUAUAUCUCUAUAUUUUAUCCAUGUACUCUUUUGAUGUAUAGAAGUAGUUUGAAACUCAUUGUUUCCUUGUGGUAAGUGACCGAGAUGCUGCCACAGGACCUGAGACACUGAUGAAUGGUGCUAUUUUGGACUUUCAACAUGCUCCUUGGCGAGGUAGCUCUGAUGGAGUUAUUUUUUAUUUCCAUGUUCUAAGAAGGUGUUGGUACUCUGUUUCCCUGAAUGUUGUUCUCUAGACUGGAUUGACCUGUUUUCCUUGUGUCUUCAGUGUGGCUUUCUUCUUCAGCAUUGUAGGUUGAGUGAACGCUACCAGAGAGAGUGUAAGAGACCACGUCUCGUUGGCUGGUACUCAUGGACCCGAAGUCCCUGUAGUGGGAGCAAUCACAAAACUGUAAUUUACUUACCAAAUCUCUUCCUUUUGGUAGCCUCGCCUGCCUAACUUAGAGAAAGAAAAGCAAUAAUUGGACAGGCGUUUUUAGGUGUCUCUCUUGGUUCUUUUUGUUUGAAAGAAUAUUUGGGGGAGGGGGGAGGGAAAACUCUUUUUUAAUAAAUGACCUCUAAAAAAUCCAAAAAAACCUGGCAUUUGAGUGGAAAUAGGGAAAUUACACCUUUCCCAAAUAUUAGGUUGGAAAAAGUAUCUUUGCAAAAUGGAAAAAAAAAAAAAAAAGGUAGAACACUCGUUUUGAUAAGCAAG
This is a messenger RNA of Myotis myotis, 1594 nucleotides long. RefSeq names its product neuronal regeneration related protein (gene NREP). The transcript has 5 exons. Gene Ontology annotation, biological process: regulation of neuron differentiation; axon regeneration; regulation of transforming growth factor beta receptor signaling pathway. The coding region runs from base 251 to 469 and encodes 72 amino acids. The record is from RefSeq and is a predicted model, not a curated record. Lineage: Eukaryota; Metazoa; Chordata; Mammalia; Chiroptera; Vespertilionidae. Gene Ontology annotation, cellular component: nucleus; cytoplasm.